This is a messenger RNA of Eruca vesicaria subsp. sativa (arugula), 724 nucleotides long. NCBI's taxonomy places the organism in Eukaryota, Viridiplantae, Streptophyta, Magnoliopsida, Brassicales, Brassicaceae. The record is from the annotation of a GenBank genome assembly.
CUAAAAGAAACACGGUCCUCCGUUAGAAAGAGAGAAGAAAGAAAUGACGCGUCACUCCUCGACGGCAACGAUGAUCUUUGCGGCGGUCAUGUCGGUGAUGGCUUUAGUUUCAUUGCCAGAUGUGGAAGCGCAACCGGCUACGACGUGCGUGAGCAAGCUAGUCCCCUGCUUCAGUGCUCUGACGACGACGACGAAGCCACCAAAAGAUUGUUGUGACUCCAUCAAGGAAGCGGUGGAGGAUGAGCUUCCAUGUCUAUGCACCGUCUACAACACUCCUGGUUUGCUCUCUGGGUUCAACGUCACUACUGCACAAGCUCUCAAUCUCAGCCGUCGAUGUGACGUCACCACUGAUCUCUCCGCUUGUUCUGGUACUGGAGCUUCAUCACCAAAAGCUUCUUUACCUCCUCCAGCAGGAAAUAGAGGAAACGACACUGGAGUUGGAAACAAGCUCGCCGGUUAUGGUGUCACCACCGUGAUCGUGUCUUUGGUUUCAACCAUCUUCUUCUGAAACUACUUAACCGGAAUUGCCAUGUUUUCCGAUUGUUUACCCGGUUCGUUAUUAGUUUAUAAUUCUCGAGAUUAUUUGUUUUGGUAAACUUAUAUAAGGAUGAAAUAAAGUUUUGUUGUUGUUCACGUGUCAUUUAUGUCCAUGUUAUAUUAUAAUUAUUUGAUUUUAAUUCUUCUGAUGGGACUGGAGGAUGUUUUUAUUAAAUGUCAUUUUUUC